AGAAACGAGAAGAACUGCAAAACACCGAUACUAUCGCGGAAAAAAACAAAAUGGAGACACAUUAAAACGCGUUACACGGAAUUUGGCUGCGAGAAAUUUGCGUUAAACGCUGUGAGCGAAUGUGUUUCACUGCGAUUAUGUCAAAGAUCGGCCAUGGGACACAAAUGACCUUACCAUAUGAAAGCAACCAGAAGACGUUCAAUUGCACACCAGUUGUAAUUAAGUUUAGUAGUUAGAACCAACAUAUAUAAUAUAUAAUUGCAAUCGAUUGGGCAAUAAAAAUAAUAUAUGAGAUAUAGAAGAGACUAAGCCAAGAGAUCGAUCUUUAGGGUUAAACGAUACUUUUGAAACAACCCCCGCCCGCGUCUAUAUCCGGGUUCCGGUCUCUGUGGUGUCUCUGGCUACACCUUUUAACCUUUCGACAACGGCCAAGCGCAGAGAGCAGCAUCAAAAUUAAGCCAAUAGACGAGCAAAUCUAAAACGCAGCGGCGUGUCGCCGGCGUCCUUCGACGCGUAACGGACAUUUCUGUGUGCGCUGCGUUUCAAAAAUCUGAUGGAUGGAAAUGCACAAAAUAUGUUUCACGGAAAUCACCAAGGAGAUCCCUAUUACCGUUACGAUGCAGCGGCAGCCGCAGCAGCAGCAGCGGCGGCUAAUCCACGGGCCAUGGGUCCGCCCGGUGGCUACCCGCCGCGUCAUCGCGCUCCCCACCCGCUACAGCAACAGCCCCAAUACCCAUCGUACCAGCCAACGGCGGAGAAUCUGUACGGGCUGGGGGCCGCCGAUCAUCAGGCAGCCAUGGGUCUGGGAGUCGGCGUUGGUGUCGGCGUCGGUGUCGGCGGCAUGGGCGAUCUAAGCGGCUGGGGGGCAGCACCGACCGGCGUACCGGGCCAGGCAGCGGCGUAUCCGGGCGCGGGUCUGGGUGCCUACGGUCAUCCGCAGGCAGCUCCACCGGCGCAGCAGCAGCGUCAGAGCAAUGCCAGCGCCUACCGGCAACACAUGCCCGCCUACGGACAACAGGAUCAACAGAAACUAGCCCCCUAUGGUGCCCAGCAGCAGGGCAUGAUGGCGGGCUAUGGAUCCCAGCAGCCACCAACGCCACAGCAGCAGCAGCAGGUGCAGGCGCAGCAGCAGGCGCAGCAAGUGCAGCAGCAGCAGGCCCAGCAACAGCAGCAGCAGAGUCAGCAGCAGGCUCGGCUGCCGCAGCAUUAUCCUCAAGCGCCAGGACAGCAUCCGCUGUAUCCUGGUGUGGGAGCACCUGCAGUCCAAGCCGGACAACCGCCCACGCCCCAGGGCUAUGCUCACAGUCCCUACGGCAGCCCCAUGCAGCACCAACCCGGCCGAGGAGCUCCGCAGCACGUGGGCUACGGGCACUCGGGCCUGGAUCCAAAUCAGGCCUCCGCCUACGGGCAACAUGUUCCAGGGGCAGCUCCUCCGGGCCACCAUCAGCAGCAGUUGGGUGCCCAUCAGCAGCAGCAACUGCAGUCGCAGCAGCAGGCGCAGCAGGUGCAGCAGCAGGCACAACAGCAGCAGCAGCCACACGUGUCACUGAUGCAGCAGCAAUUGCCGGGGGCCGGACUGCCGCCGCCGCACAUGGGCAUGCCGCCCAGCUACGGCAGCCACCACCAGCAGCAGCAGCAAGUCCAGCAGCAACAGCAGGCCCAGCAACAGCAGGUCCAGCAGCAACAGGCACAACAGCAACAGCAGCAGGCUGCUCCGCCCUACAUGUCCAAGCAGGCGGCUGUCCAGCUCAACUCCUCGCCCCAGUAUCGUGCACCCUUCCCCCAGCUCUCGCCACAAAUGUCGCCCCGCCCGCCGACCAUGUCGCCGCAUCCCCAGAUGUCCCCGCGACCGGUGGGCGUGUCGCCCGCUAAACCACCGGCCCCCCAGCAAGCGCAGGCCCAGCAGCAGCAACAGGUGCAGCAGCCUCAGCAGCCCAGCCAGCACAGCAUCCAGGGCAUGGUGGGAUUGCCGUCUCCGCGCCCCCAGCCACCUUCCGCAGCAGUUGGUGGAGCAGUGGUGGGUGCCGGGUCGAAGGUUCCAGUGCCGCCAGUAGCGGCACCUGUCAACACAUUGCAGGCCCUCGAACAAAUGGUGAUGCCCACGCAGGCUCACGGCCUACCGCCCAUGGACUACCCCUCGGCGUACAGGAGCGCUGUGGGCCCCAGGAUGCCGGCAUCACCGCAGCAACAGCAGCAGCAGCAACACCACCAGCAGUGGGGCAGCCAGCACAUGGCUGCCAUGCAGCAGCAACAGCAGGCGGCCCAACAGCAGCAGCAGCAAGCCCAGCAGCAGGCUCAGCAACAACAACAGCAGCAACAAGCGGCGCCGCAACAGCAACAGGCAGCCAUGUUGCAGGCACAACAGCAACACCACCAGCAGCAGAUGAGCAUGUACGGCCAGGCGAUGGGGCAGCAGCAGCAGCAACCCCAAGCGCCGCAACAGGUUGUACCGCCAGUGGCUGCCCAGGUGCAACCUCCGCAGCAGCAACAACAGCAGCAGCAACAGCAACAACAACAGCAGCAGCAGCAACAACACCAACAGCAGCAACAACAAUCGCUGAACGAUCAGCUGCAGCACUCCAUCAACGACAUUGUUGGGGGAGGAAGCAGCUCCGGAACCACGACCAGCAGCCAGAGCAGUCAGCAGCAGCAGCAACUGCAGCAGAGCCUGCCGAGCAUGCACCACUUGAUCCAGCCCACUCUGGAAUCCACCCAGCAGACGCAGGCUGCCCAGCAGCAGCAGCAGCAACCGCAGGCGGCGUUGACAUCGCCGCACCACCAGCAAAUGCAGCACCAGUCGCCGAUCCACCAGCAGCAGCAACAGUCCCCCCACCACCAGCAACAGCACACCUUGCCCAGCUACAACCAGUCCCAGCAGCAGUUCGAUCCAUUCGCGAACAUCCUGGGCGACAAUCAGGCUCCAGCAGCGCAACAUGUUAGCUCGCCAGCCCAUGUCAGCUCCCCGAUACCGGCCCAGAUGCAACAGCAGCAGCAGCAGCAGCAACAGAGCCAGCAGCAGCAGCAACAAGUGCCGCAAGCUCAGCAACAGCAGGCGCCAGUGCCGCAGCAGCAGCCGCCACAGCCCACAACACCGUCUCACCAUCUGAGCAGCAUCCUCAAUGAGACGGCCAACUCAAAUGAUUCCUCGACGCUGGCGGUGGCCGCCAACGACAGCAACAACAGCAGCAGCAACAGCAGCACCAACAGCAUCGUCAACAACCAGCCCACUUCGGUGCACGACAGCAACUCCCAGAGCAGCAUAAACAGCAGCAGCAACAACCAGCAGCAGCUGCUCAUGGACAACACCAACUCGCACGGCGGCAACUCCGAGAGUGCGCAGCACGUGGGCGUGGACGUGGGGCUCUUCGACAACAACUCCAUGUCCUCCAACUCGGCAGCAGUCGCUGCAGUGGCUUCUAACGCCUCGGCCGCUGCUGCCGCUCUUCUGGACAGCAACUCGCAGUCUUCGAACGCCGAGUUCGAGAAGAACCAAAGCGAAAGCGAUGGUCUGGGACUGGGAGGAGUCGUGGCCAGCGAGCCAGAGCUGCCGCAGGACGAGUCGAGUAUCUCCAAGACGCAGGAAACGAGUCUGAGUACAGAGCUACCGGCCGUUCAAGAGGAGCAGCUGGAGAAGCCAACCGACGAGGUGGAGCAGACGCAGAUCAGCCAGCCGUUGGGUGACAUGAACACUUCGCUCUCGGAGGAUGCCAAGAGCACCGACGAGGUGGGAGAGGACAAGUCCGGAGCAGUGCCUCCGAUGGAACCACCGCCACCUCAACAACAGCAACAGAUUCCCCCCCACUACCCCAUGGCACCUGGAUACGAUGGUCAGAACCAGGGCCAUAUGCCACCUAUGAUGCCUCCCUAUGGCGGAGCACCGGGCAUGUAUCCACCCUAUCCGAUGCUGCACCAGCAGGAGAUUGCUGCCCUCCAGCAGCAGAUCCAGGAGAUAUACUGCAUGCCACCGGGACACGAGCACCAGCACCAAGAGAAGCUGAUGCGGCUGCAGGAGCGACUGAAUCUCCUCCAGCAGCACGAGGUGAACGACCAGUGCGCCGGCGGUGGGCCGCAGUGUGUGCUGUUCCAGUCGAUGCCACCCAUGUACGGCAGCAACCCGCUCCACAACCAGCAGAUGGUGGAGAGUCCUCAGGUCUCCAGCACAACGGGGCGGGGACGGGGAAAGGGCGCCAACAAGCCGAGGAAGCCGCGCGCCAAGAAGGGCGAGAAAGUGGCUCAGGUGGGCCAGGACUUGAUGGACAUCAGCAGCAACGUGGUGGUGGGACAGGCCAAUGCCACCCAGAGCAUUCCCACCACCCAGCUCCCCGUAUCCGAGGACUGUGUGACCCAGGGAGCCGGCGACACCAGCGUCGUGGGCAUGCUGGAGUACAGUGAGGGCAUGGGAGACCUCUCGCAGGACGUCCAUUCCGCCAACGAGCUGGACACCUCCACCGAUGGCAGCGGCAAAAAGAAGAAGCCGCGAAAGCCACGGAUACCCAAGGAUCCCAACAAGCCGCCACGCGACCGAACGCCCAAGUCGAAGAAGCCCAAGGAUCCCAACGAUCCCAAUUCCACAGACUCGCCGGCUCCAGCCGCCAAGAAACGAGCCAGUACCAGCAAGAAGAGCAAGAAGCAGUACGGAGACGACGGCGCGGAGCAAACGGGCGAGGGCAGCGAGGUGGAGGACAACAAGCCACUGGUGCCCAAGGCGGAAUCCGCCGAUGGUGAGGCUGAGACCACUUCCGCAGUGGUUGGCGUGGACGGAGAGUCGCCGGACUACGACGACAUACCGGUUUCAAAGAUUCCGCGAAGUGCCAACGAGGAGGAGAAGGAGCCCGAGGCGGGCGAUGAGACGGUGGACUCUGUUCCAGACUCCGCUGGCGACGCUGCCUCGACGCCUAGCCGCCGAGACCGCAAGCGGUCCACCGCCAGGAGUCGCCGCAAUGCCAACUCCGAGGAAGGUGGCAGUGCGCGCAGAAAUCGCGGAUCCCUGUCCGCCAAGGCCCUGAAGAAGCGCAGGAACCGCGGCCGCAUCGUCCCCGAAUCCGAUGGCGAGGACGACACUCUGGACAGAACACCGCCUCCAUCGCCGCCACCAGACUCAGAACUGGACUCGAACAAGAGGAGAUCCUCCAGGAACACGCAGCGCAAGAAGUACAUCGACGAUGUGAUGCUACGGUUUUCCGACGACGAGAACUCCCUGCUGGUGGCCUCUCCGGUGAAAAAGGAGAAGAAAUCUUCGGCCAACGCUGCCAACUCCAAUGCCGGCAGUGAUGCGGAGAAGACCGAGCCCCAGUCCGGAGCCGAAGGAGAAGCUGGUGGCCAGGAGGCCGGCGAAGAUAAGUCCAAUAUUGGCAUUGACGAGAGCAGCCAGUUGGAGGCCAGUUCCAGCACCUCGGCAGCUGCUGCCGCCGCCGCUGAGAAGGAGCGCCAGAGCUCCACCGAUGCCGCCAACGCAGCCAUGUCCUCCAAGCCGAACUAUGUGUACAUCAACACUGGCGACGAGGACAGCAUGGUGGUGCAGUACGUCCUGGCCGUGCGGAUGGGCAAACGUGAGCUGAUCCCAGAGAAACCAAAGGAGAAGACUCCAGAGCCCAAAGAGGAGGAGAAACCGGAGGAGACUGAGAAGUCUGCCGAAGAUGAGGAGAAGCCGAAACCCGAAGGCGAAGCAGGAGAAGCCCCGGAAGGGGAAUCCAAGCCAGAGGAGAGUAAGCCCGAAACGGAAUCCUCCGCCAUGGAGGUGGACAAGGAGGAAACUCCAGCAGAGAAUGAAAAGCCAGAAGAGGCCCCCGCCUCACCCAAGAAGGAGGAGGAGAUGGAGGUGGAUGAGCCGGCUGAGAAGGAAACUAAACCGGAGGAGCAAGCUGAAGAUGAAAAGACUGAGGAGAAAUCAGAGACCAAUGAAGAGGAGAAAUCUUCCGAUGUAGAAACUGCCGAGGAGGCCAAGGAGACUGAGGCCUCCGAGGAGAAAAUGGAGGUGGACGAAACCCCGGCCUCUCCCAAGGCGAAGGAGGAGUCUACCAGCGAAGAGAAGUCUUCCGAAGAAACGGAGGACGAGAAAAAGGACAAGGAUGGCUCCGAAAAGGAAGAGGAAAAGGAAGAACCCAAGGAGGGCGAGGAAACCGAGAAGAAGGAGGAGGCCGAGAAGGAAAACAAGCCCGAGCCCGUCUACAUCGAUGUGGAGGAGUACUUUGUGAAGUAUCGCAACUUCAGCUACCUCCACUGCGAGUGGAGGACGGAGGAGGAGCUCCUCAAGGGAGACCGUCGGGUGGCCGCCAAGAUUCGUCGCUUCCAGCAGAAGCAGUCGCAGCAGCUGAACAUCUUCGAGAACAUCGAGGAGGAGCCCUUCAAUCCCGACUUUACUGAGGUGGAUCGCGUGCUGGACAUGUCCGUGCACACGGACGAGAACAGUGGCGAGACCACCAAGCACUACCUGGUCAAGUGGAAGUCCCUGCCCUACGAGGACUGCACCUGGGAGCUGGAGGAGGAUGUCGACAACGACAAGAUCGAGCAGUAUCUGCGCUUCAACAAGAUCCCCAUGCGCUGCGAGUGGAAGAGCAAGAAGCGUCCGCAUCCGGAGCAGUGGAAGAAGCUGGAGAAGACCCCCGUCUACAAGGCAGGGAACAGCCUGCGACCCUACCAGCUGGAGGGUCUGAACUGGUUGAAGUUCUCCUGGUACAACACGCACAACUGCAUCCUAGCCGACGAAAUGGGUCUCGGCAAGACCAUCCAGAGUUUGACGUUCGUCCACUCGGUGUACGAGUACGGCAUCAGAGGACCCUUCCUGGUCAUAGCCCCGCUGUCCACCAUUCCCAACUGGCAGCGCGAGUUCGAGGGCUGGACCGACAUGAACGUGGUGGUGUACCACGGCUCGGUGACCAGCAAACAGAUGAUCCAGGACUACGAGUUCUACUACAAGACGGAGACGGGCAAGGUCCUCAAGGAGCCCAUCAAGUUCAAUGUUCUGAUCACCACUUUCGAGAUGAUCGUGACGGACUACAUGGACCUGAAGGCCUUCAACUGGCGCCUCUGCGUCAUCGACGAGGCCCAUCGUCUCAAGAACCGGAACUGCAAGCUGCUGGAGGGCCUGCGACAGUUGAACUUGGAGCACCGAGUCCUCCUGUCGGGAACGCCCCUGCAGAACAACAUCAGCGAGCUGUUCUCGCUGCUGAAUUUCCUGGAGCCCUCGCAGUUCUCCUCGCAGGAGGAGUUCAUGUCCGAGUUCGGAAGUCUCCGCACCGAGGAGGAGGUCAACAAGCUGCAGGCGCUCCUGAAGCCCAUGAUGCUGCGUCGUCUGAAGGACGAUGUGGAGAAGAGUCUGGCCCCCAAGGAAGAAACCAUUAUCGAGGUGGAGCUGACCAACAUUCAGAAGAAGUACUACCGCGGCAUCCUGGAGCAGAACUUCAGUUUCCUGAAGAAGGGCACCACCUCCGCCAACAUCCCGAACCUGAUGAACACCAUGAUGGAGCUGAGAAAGUGCUGCAUCCAUCCCUAUCUCCUCAACGGAGCCGAGGAGCAGAUCCAGUACGAUUUCAAGUCGCAGCACGGCGAGGAUCCGGAGUCCUACUACAAGAACCUGAUCCUCUCGGCCGGAAAAAUGGUCCUGAUUGACAAGCUGCUUCCCAAGCUGAAGGCCAACGGACACCGGGUGCUCAUCUUCAGUCAGAUGGUCAGGUGCCUGGACAUCCUGGAGGACUAUCUGGUGUACCGGAAGUAUCCCUUCGAGCGAAUCGACGGUCGUAUUCGCGGAAACUUGCGCCAGGAGGCCAUUGAUCGGUACUCCAAGCCGGGAUCGGACCGAUUCGUGUUCCUUCUUUGCACGAAGGCUGGAGGAUUGGGCAUCAACUUGACGGCUGCCGACACGGUCAUCAUCUACGACUCCGACUGGAAUCCCCAGAACGAUCUGCAGGCCCAGGCCCGAUGCCAUCGUAUCGGCCAGCGGAAAAUGGUCAAGAUCUACCGACUGCUCUGCAGGAACACCUACGAACGCGAGAUGUUCGACAAGGCCUCCAUGAAGCUCGGUCUCGACAAGGCGGUGCUGCAGUCGAUGAACACCCAGGGCUCCAAGGACGGCAACAACAAGCAGCUGUCCAAGAAGGAGAUCGAGGACCUGCUCAAGAAGGGCGCCUACGGAGCUGUCAUGGACGAUGACAACGCCGGCGACAAGUUCUGCGAAGAGGACAUCGAUUCCAUCCUCAAGCGUCGCACCCAGGUCAUCACCAUGGAGUCGGAGAAGGGAUCCACCUUCUCGAAGGCCUCCUUUGCCGCCUCCGGCAACCGUUCGGACAUCACCAUAGAUGACCCCGACUUCUGGACCAAGUGGGCCAAGAAGGUGGACAUCGAUCCCGAUGCCUGCGAGCGGGAUGAAACCGAGGAUCUGGUCCUAUCCGAGCCGAGAAGGCGCACCCAGAUCAAGCGCUACGGCCAUGAGGAUGUCAUGGAAAUCAACUCGGAGGACUCCUCCAACGAAAACAGCGAUGAAGAGGGAGGAAUAGGUCUCCGUUCCCGUCGCCGCAAGGAGAAGCGAGAUCGCAAUCGCGAGAAGAAGGGCCACGAUGAGUACAUUCCACGAGAACGCGAUGCCCUGGCCGCUCUGGGACUGGAGGAGAUCCAGUAUGGCAACUGGGCCAAGUCUGAGUGCUUCAAGGUGGAGAAGGGACUGCUAUCCUUUGGAUGGGGUCGUUGGUCGGAGCUCCUGGAGUUGGGACAAUUCAAGCGUGGCUGGCGCGAUAUCGACAUCGAGGACUGUGCCCGCAUUAUCCUGCUAUAUUGCCUGCAAGUGUACAAGGGCGACGAGAAGAUCAAGACGUUCAUCUGGGACCUGAUAACGCCCACCGAGGACGGGGAGGUGCAGAAGAUCAGCAGGGAUCAUAGUGGCCUACACAACUUGGUGCCACGAGGUAGGAACGCCAAAGGACGUAAUGGUGGCAAGUCGAACAAGGAUUCGACUGGUCCUGGCACCGCAUCGGGUAGCAAUAGUGGCAACACCACACCCGCCCACAAGUCCAGCGCCCUGGAUGGCUCCGAUAAGGAUGGCGGGAUCAGUGCCAGCGCCGUGGCCGCAGCAGUCACCAAUCCGACCAGCAUCCAUGAUCCGAAUCACUGGAGCAAGAAGGAGAAGUACGAUGCGGACGCGUACUUGGAGGGCGCCUACAAGAAGCACUUGGGCAGACACGCGAAUAAAGUUCUGCUGCGGGUGAGGAUGCUGUACUACAUCCAGCACGAGGUCAUUGGGGAUCUGGUUCAGCAGAUCAAGGACAACACGCCCAUCAGCGAGCUCCCCAUUCGCCCGCCGCCAACGCCAGAUCAAGUGCCAUCCUCAUGGUGGAAUCCCAUUUGUUGUGAUAAGAGUCUGUUGGUCGGAACCUACAAGCACGGCUGCGAAAUGUAUCGUCAGAUGCGCGCCGAUCCCAAUCUGUGCUUUGUAACCCAUGUGGGCGCCGGUGCCGGUGACGAUCUGGCCGUCACGAAUUUGCCGAUAAACGAAGAUGACGCAAAUUCAAAGCAUGACGAUGGCGAUGAGGUGGACGACGACGGCACCACCACCACCAAAGACUCGGACUCCACUAAACUGACUGGGGGCGAUAACAAGGACUCGCUCCUCGACCCGGAGCGCCCCAGUUCGUCGGGUAAGAGUUCCAACAGCGAAUGUGCAACCAACAGCGACAAAAAUCAACCCAAAGCUGGAUCCAACGAGAUGCUGCCAUCCGAAUCCUCAUCCAAAUCCAAAGCCAAUCCAUCGCCGGGCAAUGGCAGUGAUGUUGAUGCCUCCCAGCAGGACGCAUCAUCAGACAAAGCUCCAGAAUCGGCAGAUACCUCAGAACCAGAACCAACCGAUGCAGCAGUCUCAGUCUCAGCCUCUGGCUCCGGAGAUCCGGCCGACUCCUCCGGUUCGCCGGGUGAGGUCGAUGGAGAUGGCCAGGAGGCGGAGGCCAAGACUGGUGCCUCCAAUGAAUCGGACAACGAAUCGGAGCAAAAUCAAAAAGCAAAAGAAACCAAAAAGGACCAAAAAGAUAGCAAGGAGCCAACUGCUGGUGCUGCUCCUGCUGGGGAAACCAAGACAGACGACGCUGCCAUUGCUCGGGCCGAGGAGGAUAAAGCGGAAUCAUGCACUAACAAUGCCACCACAAACAUCACUACUACUACCACUACCAUUACCAAUACCACCACCAAUACCACCACCACCACCAAUACCACCACUACCACCAAUAAUCCAUCAUCCAAAGCGGCUAAUUUAAAAGGCCAAACCAACUCGACCGACAAUGCUAACUCCAACUCAAAUUUAGGCUUGGACGAAGAGGAGAGCGUGGCCGGCAGCUACCCGCCCACCGUGGCGGCCGUCGAGGAUGCCACCACCAUGUGGCCGUCGAUGCAGGACCUCAACACGCGACUCCGACGAGUGAUCACCGCCUACCAGAGGAACUACAAGAAGGAGGAGCUCAAGCAACAGCAGAAGGCCAAGCUCCAGGCACUGGUAUCAUCGACACCGCCGCUGUCCGUGCCCACCACACCCACGUUGCAGUCCAUGCAGAUGCAGCUGCAGAGCGGCACAGGCGGUGCCGGCUCGUCCGGCCCAUCCGGCCAACUGGAUCCCACCGGUCGCAGUCUCCAGGCCCUGAUGCAAUCGCAGGGUGCUAGCACUUCGGCCGCCGCUGCUGCGGCUGCGGCAGCUGCCGGUGGAUCUGGCAGCACGUCCGGACAGAGUCAACAGGGUGCGGGUGGAUCCGUUUCUGUGACCGGGUCGGGAAUGCCGGCCAUGCCCACGGCCGCCGACAUCAGCCUGAUGCUCAGCAUCCUCAACACCACCGACGUCAAUCAGCUGGCCCAGUUGGACAUCAACAAGCUGGCCAUGUACCUGGUCAGCAUGAACAAUAAAAUGGAGCGGCAGGGCAAGAUGGAGCUGGCCGCCAAAGAGCGUGAGUCCCAACGCCUGCAGCUCAUCCCCAAGAAGUGGAACCGGCGCGAGGAAUACGAAUUCCUGCGAGUCCUCACCGGCUAUGGAGUGGACUUGCACCUCUCCACGCCCAUGGGUGCCAACAAUGCCAGCACCCUCACCCCAGACUGGACCAAGUUCAAGCAAAUGGCUCAUCUGGAGCGAAAGAGCGACGAAACACUGACAGACUACUACAAGGUCUUUGUGACCAUGUGCAAGCGCCAAGCGGGCCUCAAACUGGCCGAAUCCGAGCGGGGACUGGAGGGCAUUAUCGAGGAGAUCGAGAAGGAGCACGCCAAGCUGAUACUGGAUCGGUUGGAGCUGCUGUCGAAGCUACGCGAGGUGGCCCGCAACCCGCAGCUGGAGGACAGGCUCAAGCUCUGCACCAUGAAUGCCGACACACCGGACUGGUGGGAGCCGGGUCGCCACGACAAGGAACUUAUAACGGCUGUACUUAAGCACGGUCUCUACCGCUCCGAGACCUUCAUCUUCAACGACCCGAACUUUAGUUUCGGGGAGUCGGAGAAGCGAUUCAUCCGGGAACUGGAGGCCCAAAUCCAGCGCACUAUCAAGCUCGAGGCUUUCAAUGCCGAAAAGGCCGAGAAACUGGCAGCUGCCGAGAAAGCAGCCGCCGCUGAGAAGGCCGCAUCAGAGAAAGCCGUCAAGAACGAGGUGAUAGAUCUGGAUGACGAGCUAAUGACCGACGAAAGUGUCAUCAAGAAGGAGGGCACGCCCGUCAAGGAGGAAGUCAAGGCCGAGGAGAGCGCCGAAAAGAAGGAGGCUGCCAGUCCAGAACCGAAGACGUCGGAGGAGGACGAACCCGCCAAGGCUGAGGCUGAGACGGAAGUGAAGGACGAUGCUGUCAAGGCUGAGGAUUCCGAAAAGGAAACUGAACCAGAAGCUAUCGCGGCUGAGAAGGAGAAGUCGCCAGCUGAGGCUGAAAAGGAUGCUUCCGAGACCGAAGAAUCCAAGGCUAGUGAGGAGAAGAUGGAGGUCGAAGAGCCAGCCAUCAUCCCAGCCGAAAAUGGCCAAGAGAAGGCUGAGGUCACCGCUGAAGCCUCUCCUGAGAAGACCCCCGAACCAGAGGAGAAGAAAUCCCCCGAAGACAAUGAGAAAUCGGAGGAAGCUGAGGAAGAAUCCACCAAAAUGGAAGUGGAGGAAUCGCCCAAAACAGACGUUGAAGAGAAGACUCCAGAGAAGUCGGAACCCGAUACCAAGGAAUCUGAGGAUAAGGCAGUGGCCAAGCCAGAGGAUGAAAAGCCAGAAGAGUCCAAGGAGGAAUCCAAGGAGAAGUCCGAGGACAUCGACAAGGAGGAGAAAAAGGCAACUGCUGAAGUUGCUGAAACCCCCGAGAAGGCUUCUGCUGCGUCAGAAACCGAGACGGCUGCCAAGAAGCCAGCUGGGGAUCAAGAGAUCCUUGACCUGGUGGCCGGACCCACAGAUCCCGACGAUGACGAGGUCAUGAAGGAGAAGGAGAAGGCCGUGGAGGAGGAGUGCAAGAAGCAAGCUGCUGAGCUGAAGGCCCGUUUCCCCGACCUGGAAGUCAUCCAGCCGGCGACGGUGAAGCAACAGAAACUGGAAAAGCCCAAGCUGGAGAUGUGCAUGAUCCGCUGGUUCAAGGACUUUGCCCUGGAACGCCGCAUCGCGCACAUUGUGGCCUGCGUGGAGUCCGGCAAGUGGCCGGUCGACAGCAAGUACAGUGCCUUUGCCAGCUGCAAGGGAGUCACCGAUCUGAGCAUCGCUCUCCACGAAUCCAUUCCGCACCUGAGCAGCUUGGACCGCCGCUCCACCACACCCGACGUGAUCACCAUCACUACGGACCAGGGUGUGACGAAACACCUGCAGGCAUCGCAGAUGCAGCAAGUGGCCAGUUCGGCGGCCGCUGCCUCCGGCUCGACUGGACUGUCCCAGUCCAUGGGCCAGUCCAAGCCCGUGAGUGCUCCCACUCUACCAGGAUUGGAUGCGAAUAGCAUCAAUGCUGCGGUGGCCGCUGCUGUGGCGGCUGCGGCAGCCGGUGGUAACGCCACCUCGCUGUCCAGCCUGCUGCCCGGGAUGUCGCUAAGUGCGGCAACGGGCGCCUCGGCUGGCGGAGUGGGUGGCCUCAAUGUGCCCAGUGCCGGUUCCGGGCAGGGCAAGAAGCGCAAGCGUCACAUUGCCAUCGACGUGGAGACGGAGAGGGCCAAGCUACACGCCCUCCUCAACAGCUCGACAAUGGCUCCCAAAGACUGGGAAAGCGAGAUAGCCAACAUGGAGGCCCUGACUGGUGGGUCAUCCGGCCGGGGACGUGGAAGUGGCUCGUCGGCAGCCCUGAGUGGCAUGCAACCGCCGCCCGCUCACCAGCACGCCGCGCUGUCGCGCCAAUCUUCCGGCCAGUUCAGCAAGCCAGCUGUUCCGGCCCUGAAAACUCCACCACCCUCAAUGGGCGCACCCAUGGACUUGUCCUCAAGCUUGCCCAAGAUGAACAUGACGGAGAUGCUCAAGUCGGCCUCCAAUGCCGUGGCCAUCGACCUGAGUGAGGUGCAGGACUUCUCCAUGCCCUCCAAGAAGUCUAGCGUGCAUGCGGCGCUCAGCUCAGCCUUCCCCUCGAUGGGCAGCAAGAGCAAACUGGACGACACGCUCAACAAGCUAAUGAAGAAGAAUAAUUGCACCAUUGAAGAGCCUGUGAUUGGCAAGGAGAAGAAACGCAAGAAGCUGGAUGAGAUUGUGUUAGGUCUGUCAGCGGCCAAAGAGCAGAAGACCUUCCCAGAUCCAUCGUUGCCGUCGUCGAAGAAGCCACAGAUACCGCCCAGCGUAUCGGUGACGCCGGCCAAUCUGCAGUCGUCGUCUAGCCAGCAGCAGUCCAACCAGAAACCCUUCACCAUCACUGUAACCACAGUGCCCGGAAAAUCCAAGGGCGCCUCGUCCAGCGGCGGAUCCGGCGCCGGAGGAAGCUCAUCGGCCAGCGGCGGAGGAGCUGCCGGCGGCAGCGGCCUGAGCGCCCUGCAGAACAUGGCCAUGGGCGGACUGUCGUCGAAGGACAGCCUGAACGCACUCCUGGCCCAAACGAUGGCCACCGAUCCCCAGACCUUCCUCAAGCAACAACAGAAGAUGAUGCAGUUCCUGCCACCAGCCCAGCGGAAGGCCUACGAGAACAUGCUGGCCGAAAUGGAGCAGGCCAUGAAGCUGAGCUCCAAGUACUCGGCCAAUUCCCCGCACGACGUCAAGGUCAACAAGUGGCUAUCCGACAUGACCAGCCCAUUGGGCGAUCAGCUGAGCAUUGACUACGUCGGAGGCGGAGGAGCAGGAUCCGGCAGUGCCAACAGCCGGCGCUCCAACCGACAGCAGAGCAGCUCCUCCCAGCAGUCCUCCAGUGCCGCUCAGCUGCAGAAACAACAGCAACAGCAGCAGCAACAACAACAGCAGCAGCAACAGCAACAACAACAGCAGUCGAUGGCUGGCCCCCAGAAUCUCACUGGAGAGGAACCCGUGCCGGUGAUCAACAAGCAGACCGGCAAGCGUCUCGGCGGCAACAAGGCUCCGCAGCUCAAGCGACUGAUGCAAUGGCUCACGGAGAAUCCCAACUAUGAGGUGGAUCCCAAGUGGCUGGAGCAGAUGCAGAAUCCGAUGUCGGCACCCUCGCCCAAGCCCAGCUCAAUGGAUAGCAGUUACGGCUCAUCGGCGGUCAAGUCGCACGGUGGGCGACCAUCCUCCAACUCCAGCAACGCCUCAUCCUCGUCCCACACCCAGCAGCAACAGCAGAACGCCGCGCAGUCCCCAGCCGGUAACUCUGGCAGCUCCAAGAAGUCAUCCCGCCAGCAAUCGGCUGCGGCAGCCGCAUUGGAUCAGGCUGCCCUGCAGUUCGGCUCUCUGGCAGGUCUGAAUCCCAAUCUUCUGGCCAACCUGCCCGGACUGGGAGCAUUCGAUCCAAAGAAUCCACUGGCUGCCUUUGAUCCGAAGAAUCCGCUGCUUUCGAUGCCGUUUGGCGGAAUGCCCGGAAUGACAAACAUACCGGGAUUGGGUAACCUGAACAACAUGAAUCUGUUUGCCAGCCUGGCAGGCAUGGGAGGAUUGGGCAACCUGGCGGGUAUGGACACCCAGUCGCUGGCUGCGCUUAUGGCGGCUGCCGGGCCUUCUCUCGGAGGGUUGACGGGCAGUUCCGGAGCGACCGGAUCCGGCAAGAAUCAAGGGCAGUCUGGUGGCGGCUCCUCGAACUCCUCGUCCUCAUCGGCGAGCAAGAAGAAGCAGCAGCAGCAACAGGCGCAACAACAGGCCCAGAACGAAGCCGCUCAGCUGGCGGCGGCCCUCAGCGCGAGCAGCGGAGGAUCUGGAGGUGGAUCGUCGGGAGGCGCCGGAGGAAAGAACUCUGCUCCUUCGGCUUCCCAACUGGCGGCAGGCUUCCCCUUCCUGUUCCCGAAUCCGUCGCUUCUGUACCCACCCAUGGGACUGGGCGGCUUGAAUCCGUACUCCCUGGGAUCCAGCGGCCUGGGCUCCGCCUACGACCAGCUGGCCCAGCAGUACAACCUGCUAAACGGAGCCACUUCCUCUGCCUCGAACACGAGUUCCACACAAUCAAAAUCGCACCAGUCGCAGUCCAAGUCCAGCCAGGCCAGGAAUGCCUCGGCAGCUGCCAACUCGGCGGCAAGCCUGAUGAAUGCCAUGGCCAGCAUGGGAGGAGCCAGCACAGUGACCACACCGUCUACAUCGUCUGCCUCGGGAUCUGGUCGGGGCAGGCAGUCGAGUGGCAGGAGUCAACCACAAGUCACGCCCACGGCAGCGGACAUGGCCCAACUGAGCAGCCUGCUCAUGCCAGGAGCGGAUCCGCUUCUGCUGGAGUCCCUCAGCCGAAUGAGCAAUAUGGAUUUGGCGCAGGCCACCAGAUUGAUGAGCUCCUUGGGAAUGCCACCGCUGCCGGGAACCUCCAGCUCGGCGUCCGGUGGUGGCGGUGGCGGCAGUACCUCCUCCAGCAGCACCAGCAAGCGAAGCAGCAGCCAGAGUGCCAACGACCAAGCCAAGGAACACCAAAAGUGGCUUGAGAGUCUGGCCCGAGGAGCCCUGCCCACGGAUCUGGCCGCUCUGCAGGCCUUCUCGCAGGGCAAAAUGCCGUCCACAUCGUCCUCGAACACGGCCACCUCGCAGUCGUCCUCCAGCAAGAGCGCCAAGUCGUCGGCAGCCGCGGCGGCAGCAGCAGCAGCGGCAGCCCAACUGCCUCAGAUACCGGGCAUGACCAGUGAUUUCUCGCAGGCCUUCUUGGCCGAAAUGGCUGCCCAGGCAAUGGCGGCCGCUGGAGGAUCCCUGCCACUAAGCGGACCCGGAUCCCUGGCCAGCUUGGCCGGCUUAACGGGCGGAUCUGCUGGUGGCUCGAGCGGAGGUGGCAGCGGCGGCGGAAGCUCCUCAGGUAACAGCAGUUCAUCGAAGCGUCAGCGUGAACAGGAUGCCUUCAAGCAACAAAUGGACUACUACACCAAAACUUUGGGCCUGGGAUCGGGAAUUUCACUGAUUCCCACAUCGGCUGGCGGAUCAUCUUCCUCUUCGGUGGCAGCAGCCUAUGCUGCAGCCCUGGACGCAGAGCACCAGCAACAACAGCAGAAAUCGAAGCGUUCGCGCAGCGAAAUCCAUCCAACAAAAGAGGAGCUGGCGGCAGCCGCCCUGGCAGCUGGACUACCCCUGAAUCUGGGGGCCAGCAUGAGCAGCAUCGAGAAGAGCUUGAGAGGCGGAAGCAGCUCAAGCAGCAGUUCCACGCCAGCGCCCAUGUCCGCGGAACAGGAUAAGGUUACGCUGACACCUCUAAAUGCCUCCGGAUCGGGAUCAGGUUCAGGAUCUGCAUCCGGAUCGGGAUCAGCAGCUGCCGCCGGCUUGGCGGCCAACCUGCCGAGUCAGACCACCAUCACCAUUGCCCCACCGAUCAGCAGUGGGGCCAGCACGAGCAGUGAGCGUUCGGAGCGCUCCGAGUCGCGCAUAUCGCUGACCAUCACCAAUGCAGCGGACGCGGCGAAACUGCCCCCACCGUACGAGGAGGCCGACGAGCUCAUCAUACAGCCCAUUCUCAAGAAGCCGGCGACAUCCGGCAAUCCCGGCAGCAGUCACGGCGGCAGCGUUGAGGACUUGGACACGGCAGGAAAUACUUCGGCAGCCAACCUGAGCGGUGGUUCCUCUUCCAGUUCCUCCGCUGCGGCGGCGGCGGCAGCUGCUGCUGCAGCCGAGGAGAAUCGUCGCUCCUCCAACAGGCUGAAGCGUCCGAGAUCCGGAAACGAACAGGGUAGCGUUUCCGCAGAUGGCCAGCCACCCGAGAAACGGCGAGAGCUGAGAUCCACGCGGCACACGCGCUCCUCGGCGGAUGCCAACAGCCUGAAUCUCUCGGCGGGAAGCGAAUCCGGAGCGGAGGAUCGGAAUGAAUGAGUAUUGCGCAGAUCCGAGCGACAGCGCUAGCAGGAUGACACGGCUCCUCCUCCACCUACGAAAGGCCGGAGAGCAGGAUGUGGAACUGGAGGAGCCAACACCAAACAGGCACCACACCAACAAGAGCAACAUCAACCAGAACCCAAGCAGAAGCAGAGAAUCAAGAGCAAGAAGACGACGACGAUGAGCAAACAGAUGCAGACGAGGUCGAGGCGAAAAUUAAAUGCUAGGCUAACUGUUACCACUAGAUCCCUUAAGCUUAAAGUUGUGUAAAUGAUAAGAGCAUAUAUAAACUAUAUAUAGAGGUUAGGAGCGGAUCCAGGGGCAGGGGGAUGUGGCGAUUGGCAAUCACCGUGAUGCCUCCGGUCAACAGACACUGCUGCAAACCGUCUGGCGGUCGGGGGCUGAAGCUCUGACUCCAAUUGACCUAAUCGAGUUCCAACUGCUGCAUAACUGGAACCGGAUUAGGUAUUCACAUCCAGCCACACCCUGGUGCUGCUUAAAUAUUCAUACAGUUACGGAACAUGAUUAAAAAGCGCUUAUAAUUUAAUUGUAACGAGAGAAGCGAAUGCUGCUGCAUAAAGAUUAUCCGUUUAAAUUAUUGCAACCACACACACACACACACACACACAUAAUUUAUAAGCGACUAUAUAGAACACACACACACACACACUAUACAGAACAGGCACACAUAAUUAUAAUUAUAAUUGAGAAAAAGAGACACAGAUACUUGGGUUUCCUGCGCUGUCCUCACACACAUGCAAUUGUCUCUAUAUACGAUACCUGUACAUAAUUUAUCACCUAUGACCUAUGACCCCCCCAGAAAUGGCUCUCGCAUUGCUUAAACAUUUUAAAUAUCGUAAGACACCGUGUACUCUCAUGCCGAAUCAUUCAAUCCACGAUCCACCACCCAACCCAACCCCCCUCACUAUGUUGUAUUGUAUACUGUACUCUCUACUCUUUGUGUGUAAUUUUUUAAUGAUUUUAAUUUUGUAAUUAGUGAAAGGAAUGGAAUGGAAUGGAAUGGAAUGGAGCAAGGACGAAGUGGAUCGGAUUGGAGCAUUCCACAAUGAGAAGCUUCGUUCGGGCGUAGAUUUUAAUUUUUUGUAAUUGUAAUUUGUAUUUGUAUGUUUUUUUAAAAACGCAUCUUUGUGUAACCCAACAAAAAACAUAAAACUAAAAAAAAAAUAUGAUUAAUGAAAUGAAUACCAACACACACACACACCACCCCCCCCUUUAAGCAGACCAGGCGCCGCGCAACUAACGAAAGAAAAAUGUUUAUUGAAAAAUAGAAUUUUUUAAUUAAAUCAAUUUUAAUGUAAUUGAAACAAAAAAAAAAACAAGGAGAGUGUGAAACUUGCACGUUUGAUAAGGUAUGAGCGGUAAUUAGCGCAUAAUGCAUAGUUACUCGGAUGGGUAUACCAAUUAUGGAUCUAUUUUGUUCGCUCUUUACGAAACGAUUAAUUCUGAAAAGUAAACAAAAAAAAACAAAAAUGAAAGAAACGCAAAAACAAGCAACCAACAUAUAUUGCAUACUUAAAUUUUAAGUAAAAAUCUUAAUUAAAAUUAUAAUAUAACUGCAGAACAACAAAAAGCAACAACAACCAGAAGAAGCAACUACAGCAACAAGUAACAACCAAGCAUCAACUACUGAUAUUGAUGAUAAAUAAACAUAAAAAAUAAAUUUCAAAAAUUA
Molecule: messenger RNA, 19001 nt
Organism: Drosophila bipectinata
Lineage: Eukaryota; Metazoa; Arthropoda; Insecta; Diptera; Drosophilidae
Gene: kis
Product: chromodomain helicase DNA binding protein kismet
Biological process (GO): chromatin remodeling; regulation of gene expression
Cellular component (GO): nucleus; chromatin
Molecular function (GO): histone binding; chromatin binding; ATP hydrolysis activity
Source: RefSeq, a predicted model, not a curated record